AUGACAGACAGCAGCAUCACGGUACGUGUCGAUGUCGCAGGCAGUGAGACGGCCAUGCUCUUUGACGGCACGCUACGCUCGCUAGCCAAGGAGUGCCCGCCGCUGCCCGGGGCCAGGCUCGGCAAGGGAGGCAAGCAAGCAGGGGUUGACAAGGCAGUGGUGCUGCGCUUCCUGGGUCGCUCCCGGGUGAUAGGAUUCAUCAUCACAGAGCUUAUUAACAAGUCGCUGCUGGCUUACCUGGACCAGAAAGGCUUAACAUCAACAGGCGACGCCAAGACCACCCAGUCUUCAGACGAGCUCCAGGCAGCAUAUGAACCGGGCAAGCCCUUCACAUUUACUGCAGAGGUACCGCAUUUGGGGUUCCUUCACCCAUCCAUCUUCUUCUUUCACCGUAGUGGCAGGGGCGUGUGCAACCACCACAGAGGCACGUGUCAGUGCCCCAUUGGAUACAAAGGCCCGGACUGCUCGCUCCUCUCGCCCCUCCCCUGCAACAUGCCGGCUUCCCCCAACGCCCCUCUGGGCAUGUGGGCGGUGUCUUCGUGCCCGCUCGAAGCUUUCUGUGACACCACAACUGCGCGCUGUCUCUGUGGGAAUGCCACGGCCUAUCCUACUAGACCACUAUUUGGAGCGUGCGGGUUCAACGCAGAGAAAGGGGACUGGUUUCUACACCCCAACAUCUCCAAAGUCCGCCUCACCUCUCCCAGUGCCAUGGGCUGGUGCCAAAUCGACCCUGCCAAAGCAGAUUCCGGGCAGCAAAAACUCGAGGGCUCUCCCUGCGCGUGCCCGUACGAUGGGCAGGGCGGACAAUUUUGCCACGUGCCCGUGAAGGCGUACUGUGCGGGGGGGUGUCAAGGCCGAGGGGAGUGCCAAACAGGGUACUGCAAGUGUCAGCCUGGGUGGUACGGCAUUGACUGCAGCCUGCCGUCCCAGCCCACAGCAGCAGCCCUGGCACUCACACCCUCAUCAACAGACGCUACCGGUGGCAGUGAAUCGGGACGAAGCUCCUCCGAGCAAGGGGAACCUGGAGGGCACAGAGAGCAUGAGGGGCAGGCUGGGCAGGUUGUGCAGACGGAACAGGCUGAGCAGGUUGGAGAGACAGGACGGGCUGAGCAUGCAUCGUUGCCUCUUCCAGAAUGGUUUGGGGUGUCUGCAGACAGGGAAACGUGGGAGGAGGUGGAGUUAGACGUGGCAGAGGAGGAAGUGGGAGGAGGAGGAGCAGAAAAAUCGGAUUCUGGUGCAGUGGUAUCAGCAUCAGCACCAGCAUCAGCAGCAGCAGCAGCAGCUUCAACAGCAACAGGGAUGGCGUCUGCUUCUAGUGGCGCCGCCAGGUCUCUCGUGGCCCCAAGGCGCCACCCGUUGAUCUACAUAUACGACCUACCAGCAGAGCUGUCCUCGCACCCUUUCCAGGGCAGGCACAGCCGGUUCUACUGCACCCCGUGGCUCUACGGCUACCAGAACGAAACAGACUUCAACCACGGCUGGCUGUAUGGCCUGGAGGGGGUGCUGUUCGAAGGGUUGUUGGCCAGUGUGCAUCGGACCAACGACCCCUGGCAGGCAGAUUACUUCUAUGUGCCGCUGCCCGGGGCCUGCAUGACUGCCCGCGCUGAUGACUCCCCCGCCUACUCCAUGCUGGGCAAGUACCUCGUCCGCCGCACCAACCUAGUGGCAGACUUUUACAUGCGCGCAUACCAUCAUAUCCGCGAGCACUACCCCUUCUGGAACCGCACAGGCGGGCGCGACCACAUCUGGCCCUUUGCAUGGGACGAGGGCGCGUGCACAGCCCCCCAACCCCUCUGGCCGUCCAUCCUGCUCUCCCACUGGGGCAACUCCAUGCUCUCCCACGCGCACUCCACCACCACAUACCCGGGGGACUCCUGGGCCUUCCUGCCCCCCGCGCUCAGGGGCACCCACCCCUGCUACGACCCGCACAAGGAUGUGGUCAUGCCGGCAUUUAAAGGGCCCCGCGCGGACUUCUACAGCCGCCGCCUGUGGAAAAGGCCUGUCUCUGACCGCCCCCUGCUCUUCUAUUUCAACGGUCAGCUUGGGACGGCCUUUAGUGGUCGCCCAGAGAAAGAUUACAGCAUGGGCAUUCGGCAGCGGGUGGCGCACCUGUUUGCGUCCAUAGAGAACGUGAACGGCAGCAAGGGCCAGAUGUGGGCUCCGGACGUGGUGGUCACGAGCAAGCGCAGCAACGACUACUCAUUCAAUCUUUCCUCAUCGCGUUUCUGUGGCGUGUUCCCCGGGGAUGGCUUCAGUGCGCGCAUGGAGGAUGCAAUGCUGCAUGGGUGCAUCCCCGUCAUCGUGCAGGAUGGGAUUCAUUUACCGUUUGAAAACUUCCUUUCUUAUGAGGAUUUCACUGUGCGGAUAGCAGAAGAGGAUAUUCCCAACAUGAUCAGAAUCCUGAGGUCGCUCCCCUCUGCCCGUGUGCAGCACCUAUGGGAGGGGGUUCAGCGCAUGUGGCAGCGGUGGGUGUAUCACGGGGUGAUGAGGCUCGAGGCAAAGCGGCAGAGGGAGCAGCACGGGCAUCGCAUGGCCUGGGCUGUAGCACUAGAGGAAUGGAUAGAGGAGGAUAGAGGCAGAGAGGAGGAGGGGAGGGGUGGGGGUGGGGAGGGAAGAGAGGGUGUGGGAGGAGGGGGAGGGGGAGGGGGAGGGGGAGGAGGAGAAGAAGGGUGGAGGCGUGGCGGGGGUGACAGUGUGGUGGGUGUGCAGGAGGGGAGAGGGCUGGGGAUGGAAGCUGGGGCGGAUGGUGUGGGAACACGGGGUGAGGCGGGCGGGAGGAAGAGGAAGAGGAGAAGAUCAGAUGAUGCCUUUGAUACACUAAUGCAGAUUCUCUAUUACAAACUACACAACGAUCCUUGGCGGAAGACAUGUCGGUUAAAGAGUGCAUAA
Messenger RNA from Closterium sp. Yama58-4, 2889 nucleotides. NCBI's taxonomy places the organism in Eukaryota, Viridiplantae, Streptophyta, Zygnematophyceae, Desmidiales, Closteriaceae. The record is from the annotation of a GenBank genome assembly.